Molecule: messenger RNA, 1308 nt
Organism: Aedes aegypti (yellow fever mosquito)
Lineage: Eukaryota; Metazoa; Arthropoda; Insecta; Diptera; Culicidae
Product: lipase 1
Exons: 2
Coding region: 50-1255 (401 amino acids)
Biological process (GO): lipid metabolic process
Molecular function (GO): hydrolase activity, acting on ester bonds
Source: RefSeq, a predicted model, not a curated record
AAGUGCCAGCGCUUUCAAUGAGUUACUGCACAGUUCUCCGUCGAACGCCAUGGAGAAGUUACUCACCUCUAUCUUACUAGCGACGCUUAUCGCGUUGAUUCACGCAGCUCCAUCGUACGACGACGCGACUCGAGCAUUUCAAGUGGAAGACGCAGAUGCCCGGCUCACCGUUCCGCAGCUAAUCCAAAAGUAUAACUACCCCGUGGAAGUUCAUCACGCCACAACCGAAGAUGGCUAUGAGUUGGAACUUCAUCGCAUCCCCAGCCUACCUGGAUCUCCGGUGGUUUUCCUCAUGCAUGGCUUGCUGUGUAGUUCGGCCGACUGGAUCAUCAUAGGUCCGAAUAACGCCUUAGCGUACCUCCUCGCCGAUCAGGGCUAUGACGUAUGGAUGGGAAACGCUAGAGGAAAUCGAUAUUCCCGACGGCACACAGCUCUAACUCCAAACAUGCACGCCUUCUGGCAGUUCUCCUGGCACGAGAUAGGCUACUACGAUCUCCCAGCCAUGAUCGAUUUUACCCUCAAUCAAACCAAUCAAAGCAAGCUGCACUACAUCGGCCAUUCGCAAGGGACCACCACGUUUUUCGUAAUGGCCUCCACCCGACCAGAAUACAACGAGAAAAUCCGCUUGAUGCAAGCUUUCGCACCGGUUGCGUUCACCGAACACGUGCGAAGUCCCCUUCUGAAGGUCAUGUCGCGCUUCCAAAACUCGCUGACCGCCCUGUUCGACACGUUCGGCGUUGGAGAGUUCCUUCCGAACAACGCCAUCUUGCACGAGGUUGCCCAACUGUUCUGCUCGAAGGACGUCGACCGGAAUUUGUGCUUGAACGUCAUCUUCCAGAUAGCCGGGUCUGAUCCGGACCAGGUGGAAACGCAAAUCGUUCCGAUUUUGAUUGGCCACACCCCAGCCGGAGCGGCCACCAAACAGGUCGUCCAUUUCGCUCAGGGGAUGCGCUCCCAUAUCUUCCGGCGGUAUGACUUUGGGAAAAUUAAGAACCUGGCCGUUUACGGGACCCCACAGCCGGCGGAGUACAACGUGACUGUCAUCAGCGUCCCAAUAAUGAUGUACUACGGACUGAACGACUAUCUGGCCGAGCCGAAAGAUGUGCUGCGGUUGUCCGGUAUGUUCCGGAAUCUGGAGGGAUGCAAGCAGAUGGCGAUAGACAGCUUCAACCAUUUGGACUUUCUGAUGGCCAGAGAUGUGAGGGGUUUGCUGUACGAUGAGGUGAUUGGGAGGAUUCGCGAGUGGCGCGAUUGAUUGGAGCGGGAAUCUCGUAGAAAUAAAAUGAUGCUUUAAAGUAUAAGUUUGGA